AUGGGCGGCGCGAAGCCGAAGAAGCCGUCGAAGAAUGACAAAAAGGACACGAAAGACUCUAAAGAUUCAAAGGACAAGAAGAAAAAGAAAGACGAGAAGCCGAAAGACAAGCCCAAGCCGAAGCCGACGCGUAAGGUGCCGUCUACCGCCCAGGCGACGCUGAUGCUCCGCACGCAGUGCGUCUCCCCGAUGUCGGCCCUCCAAGAUAAUGCGACCCUCGUCAGCGGUUUUAUCGACCGCACGUUGAAGAAAGGGCUGAAGGAAUUGCGGGCUGAGUUUAUGGCCAACAAACGAACAGUGAGCAGGGAUAAGACGACGGUCUUCUUGAAGAACAUGCCGAAGAACCGAUACAAAGACGUGCCAUGCCUUGAUGAGUACCGGGUCGUGCUCAGGGACUGCGACAACGACUACAUCCAUGCAAACUUUGUGGCGACGCCAAAGAGUGAUAAGCGUUUCAUCUGCUGCCAGGCACCGACUAAUGCUACGCAGGUCGAUCACUGGAGAAUGAUCGUGCAAGAACACGUCGAGGCGAUUCUCAUGCUUUGCAACUACUCGGAGGGCAGAAGGGAUAAGUGCGCUCAGUACUUUCCGACUACCCUGGAACCGCAGAAGACGUUCGGGCCCUUCACCAUCAAAUUGGUCAAAUGCGAAAAGUUGAUCUGGAACUGCCAAACACCUGCAAUCGUCAACAUAUCAACGCUGGAGGUGGAGCAGGAUGGGAUCAAGACCGUGAAGAUCUGCACUUCCACGCAGCCGAUCGUGGUCCAUUGUUCUGCGGGAAUCGGUCGAACCGGGGCCGUGGUGUUGAUCCAGAGCUCGCUGGAGACGAUCGCCGCCGGGUAUGCGGAGGGAUGGGUCCCUGACGAGAAGGUGGUUGCCGAGAUCAAAGGCAAAUUCACUACGGAUUACGAAAAAGCUGCCGCGGCUGCGUUGCAGAAGCUCAACGAGAAGCCAGCUGGAUCUGCCGAAAAGAUG
Mesorhabditis spiculigera is the source of this 975-nucleotide messenger RNA. Lineage: Eukaryota; Metazoa; Nematoda; Chromadorea; Rhabditida; Rhabditidae. The record is from the annotation of a GenBank genome assembly.